Falco peregrinus (peregrine falcon) is the source of this 9302-nucleotide messenger RNA. RefSeq names its product ALMS1 centrosome and basal body associated protein (gene ALMS1). The transcript has 19 exons. Gene Ontology annotation, biological process: regulation of centriole replication. Gene Ontology annotation, cellular component: cytosol; centriole; centrosome. The record is from RefSeq and is a predicted model, not a curated record. The coding region runs from base 56 to 8872 and encodes 2938 amino acids. Lineage: Eukaryota; Metazoa; Chordata; Aves; Falconiformes; Falconidae.
CUGGCGCCGGCUCGCGUCCCCGCUGCGCGGAGAAGGCGGCUGUAGGGUUGGUGUUAUGGAGCCGGGAGAGCAGGCGGAGGAGGAGGAAGAUGAGGAGGAAGAUGAGGAGGAGAGGGUUCCUCCUAUUGCAACAACUCCACCACGUCGCAGCUGGAAGGAAGAAUCCUUAAGCCACAGCAGUAGUGAAACCCAGGCAUCAGUUACCAGUGGGAUCUCCCUAGGAGAAGAAAUAAGGCAGAAAGUUGCCAUUAAUCAGGGAAUUGAGUCAUGGUAUCAGCUUCCAGCAGCAGUGGAUGCCAGCCGUUUAACUGCUGCCUCAGAGACAAAGCUUUGCCUGACUUGUGAUAGAAAUGACCUGAUGGAGUUCCCUACACUGGAGGAAGGAGUUUUGCCUUCAGCAGAAGCAUCUGGAAGGCAGUUUCCUGGAGAUACAGCACAUGGCUUACUGCUGGAUAUUCAGGACAGUCUACUCUCUCCCCGUCUUCCGCUGCUGACGUAUUCAACACAAGGCCAAAGGUUUUCAGAUGAGACGCUUUUCCAGCAAUCAGGAAUGAAUUUUAUUCCCUUAAGGGGAGUCCCUGAUGUUUCUGGAGUGUCUGAGGAGCAUUCAAAGCCUUCACCGGUCAGUGAAGCUGUGUCACUGACAGACAUGGAAUCUCCCUCUGAUGUAUCCAGCUUUACAUUGUCCCAGCAUCCUCUUCCACUCAGUCAUGUGGAACCUUGUGGUGCCAGCUGUAGUGUUUUUUUGUCUCAGCCAACCUCUUUUUCUGGAAAACUCCUUGUGAGCAAGGAGACAAAUGAAGACUGUAAAAAUUGUACUGAUGAGGAGGCAUUGAUUCCCCGAACAAGUGACAAUUUAGCACACUCCACUGCAAAGGUGAUGCUAAUGAAGGCAAAUAGACUGAACCAAAUGGAAGCUUCUCUUGCAAAGCAGAUCUGUAGCACAUCUGUAAAAGGUGAACAUUUCUCCCCUAACAGCAAUGUACCAACUACUGUUUUUGAGCUUUCAGAGAAAGACAGACAGUUACUGAGGCAUGAUGAGUUCUUAUCUUUGGAAAACUACUCUUGUAAAACAGCACUGACUAAGAAUUCAGAAAAAAGUGAAAGAGCCAUGCAAAAGGAAAAUGUAAAAAUGGCUGAGAGUGAGUCAGAAGGGUGCACAAAGCAACUAGAGAAGCUGGGGAAAGCAAAGAAGGUUCCUGAGCUUGAUAUGGCUAAUAAUUUAUCUGAUUUGAAGAAAGACAAUUGUAAAAAUUCAGAUGCUCAGGAUGUUUUUUCUGCAAAGGCUUCUGAAACAGGUGGUGGAAUGUCGAAGGAACAUGGAGUAGAUUUAAAUGGCUCUGAAACCUUGAAGGCUGUGGCUGUUACUGAGGAACUGCAGGGAGCUUUCCUAGAUCAUCAGCAGAAACAACUAUCUCCUGUAGUGAGAUCUGAGAAAGGGGAGUUUAUCCCUACUGUGACAAGCACCAGUGACUGUGCACCUAAACAACUAGUUGUGACUGACAUGGAAGCACCUCCUUCAUGGAGUGAGCGUGCUCCAGUGGAAGGAGAACCUGGAGUAAGCAGGACUGAAUUAACUAUUUCAGAUUUUUCCAUAGAAAGGGGACAUAAAGUUGCAGGCAUUUCCCCUUCCUUUAACCUUGUAGGUGAUGGCUCAUUCUCUGUACACUUUGCACAUCCAAGCUAUCAGUCUACUCCAGGGAUACUUCUAAAGAAAAAUGUUAAGGCAGAAGAACUUGGUGUCCUGGUGAUCAAAUCAGAUACUCAGGCCUCUCCUUCAUGCUUAAAUGAAGAAACCUCAGGGAGCUCAUCUACCAGUAAACCUGUACCUAUUGAGAAGCAACAUUCACUGCAGUGUGCUCAGAAAGACAACAGUAAACAUUUUGAGUCCUUCAAAUUGAAGUACCCCCACACUGGAAGAAUUCAGUCUCUCCCAUCACUUAGUUUCAUGGAGAAGGUAGGGGCUUGGAAUGUGAGCCAGCCAGAGGAGUUGUCUGAUGUAGUGACUUCAUGUGACCCAGGUGGAGUUUCUCCUACAAGGAAAGCUUACAGUGCAAUUACCAGUUCUUUAAACAAUAUUUUGUCAAUACAAAAAAGCAGUAGAGACCCCACAGAUGAUGUUGCUCCUUCCUCCAGAGGGACAGGUUCCCUGGGAAGUUUGCGUUUUCAUAAUAAAAACUUACUGCUUGUCCACCAUCUGACCAGAUCUCAGUCUGACAAUGCAGUAAAUGUUUCCAGUAGGAACACGUCCUUGGCUGAAGUUACUCCACCAGCAAAUUUGGCAGGGGCAGUGCAGCCUCUAGAAGAAAAAAGCAAUGUUUUAGGAGUGUCUGAAAGUUCAGGAGGCUCCAUGAUACAGAAGUUUACAGCUAAUAUUGCUUAUGGAUCUAGCAGUGAAGAUGCAGAAGGCAAUAGUACAGGACAAAGUUCAGACCCAAAUGUUUUUGUUUCCAGUGAAGAAGUUGCUCAGCUCCUUAGAGAGGAUGGAGACUCUCCAGCUGAUGACCAGAAGAAUUCUGAAGCUCUUGAAAAUCAGUCUCAAAACCUAAAUAUUCCUGCUGGCCAUGUCAGCAAGGACAGUUUUGGUGAUAUUUCCCCAGAUAGUUUGAAUCUUCCUGUUAGUUCUGGGGACAGUAACAAGGAAGGCUUGGGCUCUGCAGAGUGCUCUUCAGUGGUUUCCAGGCACUUCUUUGCCAGCGUAAAUGAUGAAAACUUCGUCCCUGUUGGAGCAACUGAUUUGGAAACUCCAGAGAAAAAAGAGCUUAAUAUUGAAGAAAGGAUCCCAAUAUAUCUUCACAACCUUGGCAUUGAUCAGUCACCUGGAACUAUACUGAUGCCAUUUGUACCCAGAGGACCAAUCAGGGAAGUGGAAUUUUCCCCUUCAGAGCUUAGGACGCUGAAGGACUCCACUGACAUGCUGACAAGGACCACUCCACAGCCGCAAGGUAAAUUGCAAACAAGUUUUAACUGCGGCACUUCUGCUCUCAGUAUGUCUAUACCAAUGAAUUCAGAAGUUGGCUCUGAUACUAUGUCACCCCGUGAACUCUCUCCCUACUUCUCGAGAUCUUUUGGAGACAAACCAGUGAGUCAGUGCAGUAUGUCAUGCCACCAACUGCAGAUAACUGCUCCGCUUUCCACACAGCGGGAGGCAGAGUGUUCAUCUGUCUCCAGACUAGCUGAACCAAACCAGCAGCGGCAGACUCUUUCACCUGGCUGCCGUUCUGACAAAGAGAGUCCCAUGCUUGUUCCAAAAAGUGCUCAGGAUCAUCUAGCUAAAAGUGAGUCAAAAGAUGUGAAUAGCAGCCUGCAGAGAUGGACUGCCAGUUCUUUGGCUGGACUUAAAAAUGAAAUGGAAGUUGACAGAGGAUCACAAACUUCAAGUGUAGGUAGUAAGAGAAGUAAGGGUCACGGAAGUGAUUCUUUGAUUGGAUCUGGCACAUUGCAAGAAAUACGUGAGCUUUUGGCAGAGGCAGAGGAUAUAGCUGGCAGGUGGCGUGAUCCUCUCUUUUCCAUUGCCUCUUCAAGAGAAACUACUGAGUCUUCCCCAGUGCUGAUUAGAAAGGAGGAUGGCCCUGAAGGUUCCAGGUUAGGGAAAGACAACAUCCCUCAGUUUCAGAAGAUACUGUCAUGGGAUGAGAGUAUGACCCAAAGAAGUAUGCAAGAAGGAGGGUUGGUAAUAAAUCCGCUGAAUUAUGACGCAUGCAAUUUAAGAUGGGAAAAUUCUUUUGUUACCAGUUUGCACAGUCAUGAAGAAAUGGUGAAAGAAAUGACCAAAGAGUUCAGGUCAGGAAAAUCUGUAGGAAGGGCUGAGCCAGAAGGUUGUAGUAGUGUAACUACAGACAGAAAUCAGCCUGGUUUGGUGGGUCUUGCACAAAGCAAUGGAAGUAGUGAAGUCAGCACUGUAAGAACUUCAGAGCUCGGGAAUCCUUCAUCCUCAGAGUGUCUAGGCAGUGCCACUGAUAGCACAGGAGGCUUCCAGAGCGUGUUGUCUAAAGCUAGUGUAGCUGGAAGCAAGGCAGGAGGCAUGCGAGAGAGUGAUGACAGUAGCAGUGGAGAUUCGCUAGCUGCCCGUGUCAAAAACCUUCUGGGGAAUCCUUCUUCCUCAGAGCCUCUAGGCAGUGUCACUGGUGUCACAGGAGGCUUCCAGAGCAUGCUGUCUAAAGCUAGUGUAGCUGGAAGCAAGGCAGGAGGCAUGAGAGAGAGCGAUGAUAGCAGCAGUGGAGAUUCACUAGCUGCCCGUGUCAAAAACCUUCUGGGGAAUCCUUCUUCCUCAGAGCCUCUAGGCAGUGUCGCCAGUGUUGCAGGUUUCCAGAGCAUAUUGUCUAAAGCUAGUGUAGCUGGAAGCAAGGCAGGAGGCAUGCAAGAGAGUGAUGACAGUAGCAGUGGAGAUUCACUAGCUGCCCAUGUCAAAAACCUUCUGAGAAAUGGAUCAUCUGUGAUACAUACAACACAAAUUCUGAAGAGUGCAGAUGAAGAGGAGAGGAAAGCACGAGCGUGGGUGAAGCUAAAACUGGCCAGCCGAUCUCAGGAAUCUGUGUCAGACUUCAAUGAAGAGGACCAACAAAGAAUAGAGGAAAUAAAGGCAGAGCUGCUUCUGAGUGCCAGGAAAUAUGCACUAGCCAAGGAUCCAUGUGUGUGUGGUUUGGAAGCUGCUUCUGAGUAUAGCCGUAACCAGGAACAGGACAUAGAGCAUUUCAAAACUCCAAGUAACAAAAGAUUUCAAACUGACAAACACUCUCAAGCCGUCAGGACUAAGGAGCUUUCAGAGUCAAGCUUACGACAAGCUGUGCCAUUAUAUAGAGCUGAUCCUUCUGAUGGUUGCCUGCUGAAGGAUAUGCAGUUUAAAUCUUUAAGUACCGUUCAAACGCCUAUCUGCAACCAAUGUCAAACUGCAGCUAGUCAUUCUGAUGCCAUUGCUGAACUUCAUCCACCGUUGGAGAAGGAAUGGGACACACGUGCAAUGAGAUCUGCAGCUUCUCCUGAUAUCCAAACAGAAGUCCAUUUACCAGCUCAGAAGAAGCUGUCUACGGAGAAGUCUUCUGAAGAUCUGGCUAAGCAAAUCACUUCUAUCACCUUUUCAUCCCGAAAACGUUUGCAGUCACCAUUGACUUUCAUGGCACUUGACAGUGGUCUUAGUAGCGACGGUCUUGAUGGGAUAAUGCCUUUGGAUGUGGACCCUGCUAGCACUGAGGAGCAGAGGUGUGACAAACACUGGGAAAGAUCUAAGACCUGUCCUCCAAGUCCAAUGCUUGCUGGCUCAGUGUCUAAUGAGAUUGCUUAUUCUGCUGAGAAAGACAGGUUUCAUGUCUCUGCUGACAGUAACAGAGUUGGAGCUUAUCAAGAAACAGACUGUUUGUCAGAUCAGGAUUGUGUAAGCGUCCAUGCUGAUAAAAGACAGACUCUUAGUGCAAAAAAUUCUGAUGUUCUGCCUCAAGAUGCGGCUGAAUUGGGCAGGCAUACUGCCAGACUUGUGGGAAUUGACUGUGAUACAAGAGUCAGUCAAGAAAUGAAUAGAUUUAAUGAAGCUCAUUCUGUAAGCUCAUACCAGCAGGAGAAAAGCAGCCCACCUGGCCACAUGCAAUUGUAUGAGAGAUCAGAAGGUUCAGGUCCAGCUGUACAAACUGAUUUGCUGAAGACCCAUUUUAAGUUGUUGGCAAAGGAGAAGAAAAGUCCUUCUGAUAAAGUACCUCUCACUCAGAAGGAGGCUGCAAGAAAGCAAAUUGGUAUGUCUCACCAUUCAUCUACAGAUGAGAUUUUAUCCACCACAUCUGUAUCCCCUUCAUCACCAACUAAGAAAGCACUUUCUUGUGUCCACAUAACUCUUUCCACAAAAUGUAAUAACUCAGAGCUGCAUAGUGGCCGGAACACUGAACAUGAGAUGAAAUCAGGGGAUAAACCUGAAGUUAAUACUCAACUAGUGUCUUUAAAAACUCCAGAAACUUUACUAGAAGCUGUACCUCAAUUAUCACCUGCUGACCUUAUUCCAGAAGAUCAAAGAUCUUCAUCCUUCCCAAUACCAGUGUCUUCAGCAGAUGCCUGCCCAGUGCUUUCCUCUGUUACAAGCACAGCAGGGCAAGAGCUGCCUCUGCAAAGCAGUGAGAGCCCGCAAGUCACUGUUCCAGGUUCAAGAGGAUGUUGUCUGAAGAAUACCUUCAACUCUGUAGCUCCUGCAAAAAGUGGGAAAAGUACUUCUGAUGCUAGCACUCAGAUAACAACAGAAAGUCCUGAAAAAACAACCUUUUCAGCAGAAAUCUAUGUUAAUUCACAAGGCAGUGAAAAUGCUGUCCACCAGUCGUCUCUCCAGAAAACACAUGAACUUCCCAACAAUGCAACUUCAUCUCUUGACAAGAUUUCCUCUUUCCCAAGGCAGGGUGAUCAGCCCUUAUUGCUGCCGUAUAAACCUUCUGGAAGUACUGGGAUGUAUUAUGUUCCUUAUCUAAAGGCAGGAUCUAAAAUUUCUCCAGCUGGGUCAGAAACCAGUGUUGAAAGCUCUCACUCAGGGUCAAAUGAUGCUCUUCCUUCAAGGUUUCUGGCAAACGUGCUUGAUUUAAGGGGUGAUAAUCCUCCAGACAGUACGGCUAUCAAGCAUAAAGAAGUAAUCUACAGUAAGAGGGCCAAGCCCAAGCUAGCCUGGGCUGAGGAGCAAAUGAUACCACUGGAAGCUACUGCAGGACAUACAGAUCAUUUGAAGUCUGUAAAACCCACUCAUUCAGUCUUCAAAUCUUCACGGUUCUACCUUCAUCAUCCAAUGCCCGUGUGUGAGAGCUACUUCCUGUCCAACAGUGAGCUGUCAGAAGACAGUUCUGGUAUUGGAUAUGCUAGACCUCCCUCAAGUGCUGUCUUGCAGAAUUGGAAAAAACGACAUUGGCAUCAGCGUGGUGUCUCUGUUCAUCAUAAAAAAGAUGGUGAAAAUGAAUUCUUUCCACUCACUGUGGAAGCAGAUUACAGCAAGAAUGAGGAUCUAAAUGCUAGUGCAUCUUUGGGGAAUGAAACAUCAAGGAAGGAGCUACUUCAGCAUGGCAGAAGAGCAGCAGAACGAAAAGCAGCUAGAAAUUAUCCUUUGCCAUGUAGUCAAACAACUUGCCUUAGUGAGAAUGUGGAGAAAGACCUACCACGGAGACAGAGAACCCACUCCAGUGGUAGCUUAGAUGAGCUCUGGAUUAAGUUUUUGGAGUGCCAGAAGAGACACCAGCACCGUGAUUUUAGGAGUAAUAGUGAACUGUCUCUUGUUGAACGCCUCCAUCGAUUGGCCAGGGUCCUUCAGAAUCCCAUUAAGCAUAUAAUAAUACCAACAACAUCUGAAAAGAACAUUUCUGAAAAGAAAAUAAAGGGAAGAGAACCAAAGGAAAUAAGACUGCCAGAACAGAGCAUGUCUGAAAGUACCUUGGAGCCUAAUGCAACACGUGUUGAAGAAAGACCACAUAUCACCCAUGAUAAAAAUAGCUUUGUUAAGCUCAGUAAAAAUAGGUCAGGAGAGAAAAUUAUCCGCCACAUGAAUAAAAUUUUGGAGCACCAGCAAUGCUUGGAAACUCCUAGUGACACUUCCUCAGAGUCAAGGCUUAGUAGAGAUCAUGGCACCAUGAUCAGUUCUGCCGCCUCAGAAUCAGAUGCAGUGACCCAAACAGAGAUGGAAACUGCUACUCAGACUGAGGCGAGCAGUUCCAUUUCCACCAUUGAUACUGCCAGGCUAAUCAGGGCUUUUGGGCAUGAAAGAGUGCAGGUGUCACCAAGACUUUCCCAGCUUUAUUAUACCAUCAACCACCAGAAAUGUCGCUGUGAAAAGUGGGACAAGAGAAGCGGCAAAGCAGUGGGUGUAGAAUAUCCAAAAGUUCCUUCUGAAAGAGCCAAGAAAAGGAAAGAGAUCCAGAAUGCAAUCUCCCUUUCAUCAGAUUCCACUUCAAGCAGCGCUUGUUGGGGGCCAAGCUCUGCUCUUAGUAACAAGCGACGGACGCGGAUGCUCAACAAAGGUAUCCAAGCAGGAGACUUGGAGAUUGUGAACAGUGCAACUAAGAAAAACACUCGAGAUGUUGGUGUGACUUUUCCUACCCCAGGAUCUAGCCAGCUAAAUCAACAGCCACAGGAACCCUGGCAUUGUGUUGAUGGUAAUUUUGGAGAGUCAGAUGGUGUGGUCACAGAUCAUCAGGCAGCAAGAAGCAAGGACAAGCAGAAAGGAGAGCCAGGCAAUUUUUUCGUGGAGAAAAGGAUGAAAAGGAGCAGGCUGCAUUUACCACAAGGGAUUUCAUGGUUUGUCCAAGCAGAAGACUUGAAAUCUGAAUCUAGGAAAGAAAACCAUUCCAAUUCCUUUUCUGGUCCUGGUCCAUCUUGGUUUGAACCAUUGACCAGCACAAAGCCUUGGAGAGAGCCUCUCCAAAAGAAGAACUGGAAGGAGCAACAGCACGGCAACAUGAUUCAGCCAGCCGUUCCAGAAGGUGAUGCUGGGAACAGGUCCUCACGACCGCUCGGAAAGCUUACACUACAGGAGGCUCUUGCAGUGCAUCGUCCUGAUUUCAUCUCCCGCUCUGGAGAGCGUGUGAAGCAUCUGAAGCUUGUAAUGGAGGAAAGGAGGAUACAGAGUGUACUGCAGUCCAAACGAGAAGAGCUACUUAAUCCUCCUGAGAAAAGAAAGGGCUACAGGAAUGCAAGUCACAUGCUGUCUGAUCGAGGUUUUCUGUUUAGAGAAAACAGAAGAACAAUUCCAAAGAGUGAAAUGGUUCUAAGAUCUAAACGGAUCUAUGAGCAGCUGCCAGAGGUGCAGAAGAAGCGAGAGGAAGAGAAGAGGAAAAUGGAAUACAGGUCAUACCGCCUGAAAGCACAGCUUUAUAAAACAAAAAUCACCAACCGUGUCUUAGGGAGGAAGGUGCCUUGGAACUGAUAAAGAUCUCCUGUUCAAAUUAAUGUGUAUUAUGCUUAGUAAACUUGCAGCAUAAAGGAGAUUGUAACGUGGAAAAGAUAAUGCAGUGAAUACUUGGGCAGUGUCUGUUUUGUGGUAUUCAGUUCUGUUGUUGUUGUGCUAGUAUAAUCUUGCUGCAUUUAAGAGUCAAUGAUGAUACGAAUGACAGGUUUUUAAAUAAAUGCGUGUUUUUUGUAGUGGUUUUAUGCACUUCCAAAAUAAACAUAGUUUGGGAGUACUUGGCUCAUAAUAUAACUACCUGAUUGGAAUAGCAAUUUUAUAUAUUUAUUUUAAAUCGGUUUUAACAAUGAUUUAUUUUUUUAUUUCCUAUCUCAAUGUAGAUAACUGACUUGUAAUGUUUUGUACUGCAAAAAAAUCCUUGAAUAAAUAACAUUGGAUCAGUUUGUGGUAA